Zymoseptoria tritici IPO323 is the source of this 1472-nucleotide messenger RNA. RefSeq lists its product as uncharacterized. Gene Ontology annotation, molecular function: arylsulfatase activity. Bases 1 to 1446 code for a protein of 481 amino acids. The record is from RefSeq and is a predicted model, not a curated record. NCBI's taxonomy places the organism in Eukaryota, Fungi, Ascomycota, Dothideomycetes, Mycosphaerellales, Mycosphaerellaceae. The transcript has a single exon.
AUGUCGACUCCCAAGAAGAACAUCCUCCUCCUCAUUGCGGACGACUUGGGGAAGAAUCUGGGAUGCUACGGAGCGAAGGUUCAGACACCCAACAUCGACGAGCUCGCCGCCCAAGGAGUGCGGUACUCUCAUGCAUUCACCAGCACUGCUUCCUGCAGCAACAGCAGAUCGGUCAUCUACACCGGCUUGCACACCCACCAAAAUGGCCAGUAUGGGCUCGCCAACAAGAAACAUCACUUUGUCAUAUUCGACGACAUCAAAACAUCUCCGGCCUUCUUCCGCGAGCGCGGAUACUUGACUGCAUUGAUCGGAAAAGUACACGUUGGACCCGCUGCUUCAUUCCCGUGGGAGCACCGACUGGAAAGUGGCACUCGCGAUGUUGCAUGGGUCGCGGACCAAGCAAGCGAAAUCUUCCAGCAAGCCAAAGACUCGGAUCGGCCUUUCUUCCUCACUGUAGGCUACAUCGACCCGCAUAGAGACAUGACUCGAUCUGGUUUCGGAAAUGAAGACAAGUUCGAUGAGAGGAUCAAAGACGUGCGAUACGAAGCUUCCAACGUGGAAAUCCCUCCCUUCAUAAACAACAUCGAGGAGACUCGUUUCGAGUUUUCUGAGUAUUAUCGAUCCAUCAGCCGCCUCGACCAGGGAGUUGGACUUAUAUUGCAAAAGCUCGAGGCCGCAGGUCUUGCAGAUGACACUCUGGUCGUCUUCCUGAGCGACAAUGGUCCUCCAUUUCUCAAUUCCAAGACGACGCUUUACGAUGCCGGUAUCUGUCUGCCUUUCAUCGUUCGCAAACCCGGCUCUGCUGUCAGGAACAUCGUGAAUCCGAACAUGGUCUCCUACGUCGACAUAUUCCCAACUUUCCAGGAAUGGACAGGCACGUCGGAGCACUCACCAGAAGGGCUAGCUGGGCAGUCAUUUCUUCCAAUCCACGAACGGACGGACCUCGUCCCGGAGUCUGAAUGGAAGCAUCACAUUUUCGGCUCUCACACUUUCCACGAGGUUACCAACUAUUGGCCUACUCGCAUCCUUCGGACACGCAAAUACAAAUACCAUCGUAACGUUGCCUGGAGAUUGGACUUCCCAUUCGCAGCCGAUCUGUACGGCUCGCUGGCGUGGGACGGAAUCCGCCACUCACAGCCACUCGGCUCAGAGAAGGAGAUCAUGGUCGGGCCUCGCAAGUUGCAGGACUACAUCUUCCGGCCGCCUGAGGAACUUUAUGACCUCGAGGCUGAUCCUCAAGAAGUGGUCAAUCUUGCAAAGGAUCCGCAGUACAAAGAUUUGCUUCUCAGUCAUCGGGCGAAGCUGGAAGAAUGGCAGGAUAGGACGAAGGAUCCGUGGCUGUACCGGGACGGGGUUAGCAAAUUGUUUGUCCAGCAUCAUUUGGACGCUGGAAUGAUCCUACCGGAUCGCUUCGAUCUAGAGCUGGACAACGUCCGCAUCAGAUAGCUACGCUACAUGGAGCAGUCGCCAUU